UAAAAACAGAAUUGAACCUUCUUCUAAUUCGUUGAUCGAUAAGAGAUGGGGAUACUGUGUAGUGUUGAUCCACAAGAUCUGAAAGCUGGAGAUCACAUUUUCUCUUACCGAGCCUGGUACACUUAUGCUCAUCACGGAAUUUAUGAUGAAGAGAAUAAUAUGGUUAUCCACUACACCAGAACACAGCCGGAAUCUCUCUCUCACGCGCCGACUGAACCCGCCAGUGGAGGGUGUCAUAUCUGCAAUUACCAGCCAAAAGCUGAGAGAGGUGUCGUGGCUUGUUGCUUGGAUUGCUUCCUAAAUGGCAACAGUUGUAGUAGUAGUCUCAACCGGUUUGGUUAUGGCGUUUUGCCAUUUCAGUUCUUGGUGAGAAGGAUUGGGACGUGCAGCCUUGACCAAAGCGACGCCCCGGAAGUGGUGGUCCGGCGAGCUCGCCGAAUGCUGAUCGGAGAUGAUGACUUCGGCGAAUACCAUCUUCUAGACAACAACUGUGAGUCAUUCGCUACUUAUUGCAAGACAGGAAAGCGUUUGAGCUUCCAAGCUGAGUCUCUGAAGAGCAGAGCUGUUUUCUUGAAAGACAAACCUUUUAGCUUUCAGAAUCUGAAAACCACGGUUGCUGGACUGGUGUUUGGUUACAAGGUUGUUGUCGUGAUUAACAACCAUUUUAGCUGAGAACUUGUCUUUUUAAAAUAUAAAAAUCAUGUUUAUUUCCAGCAAAGCAAUUCUAGUGUUGCCAUUAAUGUUCUCGAUUUGUGAUUUGAAGUAAUAAUCUUGUUCAAAGGGCCACCUAUGGACUCAACAAUCAAUUAGUGUUGCAAUUAAGUU
Molecule: messenger RNA, 825 nt
Organism: Humulus lupulus (European hop)
Lineage: Eukaryota; Viridiplantae; Streptophyta; Magnoliopsida; Rosales; Cannabaceae
Product: protein LEAD-SENSITIVE 1-like
Exons: 2
Coding region: 46-672 (208 amino acids)
Source: RefSeq, a predicted model, not a curated record